CCGAUGGAAAACACGUUUUAGUGAUCAGGAAGCCACAGUAAUGAAAUAAUCGUUCAUACUUUGCAAAUUUGUUGUUAAAAAAUUACCUAAAUGGAAAUGAUGUUUCAAAGAAUAAUGUUUAUUCUGGUUUUAUGGCCAAGCAGCACAUUACAAGUUUCCGAUAAUAGUUCAUUGACAUACGUGGCAGGAAUUGUAGAAUAUAGCCCUGUUGUUACUUCACCAAACGAAGAAAAUUUAGGAGAAUUGAAUGCAAAAAAUUACUUGAAAAUUUUAGCUACAGCUAUUACGUAUAAUGUAGACAUAAUCGUCUUCCCAGAAUCUAGUCUUUCGAUUAGCACAGCGAAAAAUGAAACAGUCAGACGAAGUCAGGGUGCAUCCUACAUUCCAGACCCAGCCGAUAAAAUUAGCCCUUGCGAUGACAAAUCUGAAUCUUACGAAUAUUCACUAAAGGCUAUAUCAUGUGCGGCAAAAGAAUAUCAAAUUUACGUACUAAUAAAUCAUCGCGAGAAGGUCAAUUGCACUUUCGGACAAGGCUGCCCGACUGAUGGUUUCCUCAUUUACAAUACGAACGUUGCUUUCGACAGGAAGGGUAAAGUGAUCGCAAGGUACCGAAAGUAUAAUCUUUUCGGCGAGUACGAGAAAAAUAUUUCUGAGGCGAUACCCACGACAUUCGACACGGAUUUCGGUGUAACUUUUGGCACUUUCAUAUGCUUCGAUAUACUCUUUCAAAAGCCUACAUUGAACUUGACCCAUGAUCUUAAAGUCACUGAUAUACUCUAUUCGACACAUUGGUUCUCUGAAAUGCCUUAUCUUUACGCUAUUGAAGCACAGGCUGCUUGGGCUUACGCUAAUGACGUCAAUUUUCUCGCAUCAAGUUAUAACUAUCCAAAAACCGCUAGUGGAGGUGCAGGUAUCUAUAUAGGCAAACAAGGGCACGUAGCAGUGAUAUCAGAAAAUAAGCGGUCCAAUAUACUUGUUGUAGCUGAAGUCCCAAAAGUAAUCAACGGAAAGCGAACGCAAAAUGUGAAUAGAGAUAGCGUGCAAAUUUAUGAGUUUUCAAACGAAGAAAUAAGCACUAGUGAAAAUGCCAAUGAUCAAGAAUGGCGUUAUAUAACAGAUGAUUUAUCCGUUUAUUCAACGGAAUUGAUUGAUAUCAAACAAAGAAAUUACAAUAAGACCAUUUGUGAUAGAGGUUUUUGUUGCAAUUUUAAAGUGGAAAUUGCGUUUGAUGAAACAAGUACUAAAAAUAAUUCCAACUAUUACCACUAUCGAUUUGCAGUUUUCAAUGGAACUCGCACAUUUAACGGAGUGGCUACAGGUGGAAUCAAAACUUGCGGAAUAAUCGCCUGCAUUAACGAUACUCUUAAUAGCUGUGGACAUCUUUUUGAUAUCAAGACUAUUACACCAAUAGCUUUCACAACCUUGGAAAUAUCAUCGUUUAACAAGACCAACGAGAACAUUUUUUUCAUGCCUAUAACUUUAUAUAUGCCUAUAACUUCGCAAAAACUAGUUCCACUCAAUGUAACAGACUUCACUUUUAUUUCAACUAAUCCAGGCCAAUAUUCCACUUAUCAUAUGGCAUUAACAAAGCCAGUUAAUAAUUUACAGACGUUUGCUAUUUACGGCCGUGAUUUUUCUAAAGAUGGUACUGAAAUUACUCCUAAUAAUUCAAACAUACUUACAAUUUCACCAGUACUUCUGUUGGCAAUUAUUGUUGUUAAUUAUUCCUUUUUUUAAAACGGUUAUAAUUAUAAAUUAGAACUAAGCAAUGAAUAACUUUACAAGCGUAUUGUACGAUAAUGCGAAAUUAAUAAUUUUUAAGUUGAUGCAAUAUCAUGUUUUAUUAGAAAUUGUAUUAGAAUCAAAUUAUUAUUCAUGAAAUAGCCAUGUCAUUAGCGAUGUUUUUUACCAACCAAAUUAAAUUUUUCCAAGAGAGCACAUAGCAAGUUGAAUUUGCAUUUUCAUACAGAUAAAUUUUUCUUAGUAUUUCGUUAAUAUAGCCGUAUAAUGUUCGAUGUUGAAUCCACUUACUUUUGAAAAAAAUGCGUCUUUAAUAAUUCAGAUAAAAGUUAGAUUAAAGUAACUGGUUAUAGUUUAUGCAAAAUACUUAUUCAUUUAAAUGAUGUACAAAUUUUACCGAGAUGUAAUUACUAAAAUCAAUUGAAAAUUAAAAUACACUUUUUUAAAAGUAAUUUUUUUAUGUUUAUCAACAUUUUUUAUGAAAACGAUAUAUAUUUCGCACCUCUGUUGAGGAAAAAUUCUUUCUAGAACAAGAGAAAUAUUUGAAUAUAUUACAAUAUACGAAAAUUGUCAAAGGUUACUCUUUAUACUACAUUAAUUUUACUCAAUAUCUUAUCAAGUAAUAUA
This is a messenger RNA of Phymastichus coffea, 2367 nucleotides long. Its product is annotated as vanin-like protein 1. The record is from RefSeq and is a predicted model, not a curated record. Gene Ontology annotation, molecular function: hydrolase activity, acting on carbon-nitrogen (but not peptide) bonds, in linear amides. NCBI's taxonomy places the organism in Eukaryota, Metazoa, Arthropoda, Insecta, Hymenoptera, Eulophidae. The transcript has 7 exons. Bases 91 to 1737 code for a protein of 548 amino acids.